AUGGGGGUGAAGGCCCUGAAGAACAGCCUGAUGAGGAGGUCCUCUCGUUCCCUGAACCAGGAGCCAGCUCCUGACUGGAGCACCACGGUCUACUGCACUGAGAGACCACGCACACACAGAGAGCAGGAGCAUCCGUAUGAGGUCUCCCGGAUUCGGCCAGGCCCCGUAGACUUCCCCCCUCCCCCCUUCACCCCAUCCCGGCAGAAGCACCUCCAGAGCGGCCCGGUGUACACUGACCUGUCCCCCGCGGUGAAGAGCAGCCCUGUGUACUCUGAGCUGAGGCUGGACAGUACCCGGCUGCACCCGGGCUGGGGGUCCGCGGAGGGCUACUCCCGACACCCGGAGCAGAGGCCCAAGCAGCUCAAGGCUCUGGACGCACAGGGCGGGGCGGCUCUGGACCCAGCCCACCUGGAGUACUGGCUGGAGGACGUGUACAGCCCUGGCUUUGACUCUCUGCUGCGGAGGAAGCAGGCUGACCUCCGCAGAGCUCGCCUGUGUAAGCUGGGCGCCCUCAUCACCGCUGCAACCUGCACACUGCUUCUGGUCAUUGUAGUCCCCAUCUGCACCAUGAGGACCUGA
Molecule: messenger RNA, 579 nt
Organism: Knipowitschia caucasica
Lineage: Eukaryota; Metazoa; Chordata; Actinopteri; Gobiiformes; Gobiidae
Source: the annotation of a GenBank genome assembly